GGAGGAGGAGGAGGGCGCAGCCUCCUGCCAGGCCCCCGGCCCCGGCAUGAAGUGUCACUACGAGGCGCUGGGGGUGCGGCGCGACGCCAGCGAGGAGGAGCUGAAGAAGGCCUAUCGGAGGCUGGCCUUGAAAUGGCACCCGGAUAAAAAUUUGGAUAAUGCAGCAGAAGCAGCUGAACAAUUCAAAUUAAUCCAGGCAGCGUAUGAUGUGCUGAGUGAUCCUCAGGAAAGAGCAUGGUAUGAUAAUCAUAGGGAGGCUCUGCUUAAAAGAGGAGCUGACGGAGAUUAUCAAGAUGACAGCUUAGAUCUGCUACACUAUUUUACUGUCACCUGUUAUUCUGGGUAUGAAGAUGAUGAAAAGGGCUUCUAUGCAGUGUACCGUAAUGUUUUUGAAAUGAUUGUGAAGGAAGAGUUAGAAUCUAGGGUAGAGGACGACCUUGAAGAAUUCCCAACAUUUGGAGAUUCCCAGAGUGAUUAUGAUACGGUAGUCCAUCCAUUCUAUGCUUAUUGGCAGAGUUUCUGUACUCAAAAGACUUUUGCUUGGAAAGAAGAGUAUGACACCCGACAAGCUUCCAAUCGUUGGGAAAAGCGAGCAAUGGAAAAAGAGAACAAAAAGACCAGAGACAAAGCAAGAAAAGAGAAGAAUGAGUUGGUUCGUCAGCUAGUGGCUUUUAUUCGGAAAAGGGAUCGAAGGGUUCAGGCUCAUCGAAAACUUGUGGAAGAACAGAAUGCAGAAAAGGCCCGAAAAGCAGAGGAGAUGAGGAGGAAGCAGAAGCUAAAACAGGCCAAGUUGGCAGAGCAGUACAAAGAACAGAGCUGGAUGACUAUGGCUGACAUUGAGAAGGAGCUCAGGGAGAUGGAGGCACAGUAUGAAAAGGAGUUUGGAGAUGGAUCUGAUGAAGAAGAAAUGGAUGAGCAGGAGACAAAAGAGGGACAGGAUGGUAAACUAAGUGACGAGGGUGAAGACGCUGAAAUUUAUGAUGAUUUGUACUGCCCAGCAUGUGACAAAUCCUUUAAGACAGAAAAGGCCAUGAGGAAUCAUGAAAAAUCAAAGAAGCAUCGGGAGAUGGUUGCCUUGUUAAAACAACAGUUGGAAGAGGAGGAGGAAGAUUUUUCAGCACAUCAACAGGCAAAUGAAAAUGGAUUGGAUGCUAAUGCAGAGGAAGAAACAGAAGAUACACCAAAGCAAAAGCUUUCCAAAAAACAGAAGAAAAAGAAACAGAAAUCUGUGCCGAUAUAUGAUGACAAAUUCAAUAAAGAUGAGCCUGUAGAUGAAGUGAUUGUUGAAUCAAAAGAAGCUACCAACACAAGUGAGAACAACACCAAAGGAUUGGAAGACAGUUCCCAGGAAAAGGUCAUUAUUUCGGAAGCUGAUGAGCAGUCUGAAGAUCCCAAAAGAGCAGAAAAAAAUAUUCCAAAACCCAAAGGAAAGAAAGCCAAGGAUUUGAAAAAAUCUGCCAAAACAUCUGAUGAACAACAAGUAGUGAGUGACGUUCCUAUCCGAUGUACAACCUGCCAUAGUGAAUUUUCUUCUCGGAAUAAGCUGUUUGAUCACCUGAAGACCACAGGCCAUGCGAGAGCCCCUUCCACAUCCUCUCUAAGUAGUGCAGCCAGUGCCCGGAGCAAGAAAGAAAAACGUAAAAACCGAUAGGCCUUCAGCAGACAGUUUUACUCUUUGAUUAUCGCUAGAAUUCAAAACCAAAACCUGGACUGAGAAUGUUCUAAGGAAUUAUUAAAAUGUAACACAUCUGUGGAAUCUGCAAUUUCUUGCAGUGUGGAUGAGUAUUUUUAUCUUGUAUAAACAUUUUUGUUUAAUAUAUUUUUUUUAAACAUUUCAGUGACUGAUUUACACUUUUGCUGUCACAAUUGAAUGGAAAUUCUCAAACGGGUGAAAUACUCUAACGCUCAUCUUCUUGAUUUAUUUCUGGUUCAUGUGGGUCAGAAAUGUACAGAGGGGAAAUAAAUUAUUUUAACACAUA
Messenger RNA from Vombatus ursinus (common wombat), 1979 nucleotides. RefSeq names its product DnaJ heat shock protein family (Hsp40) member C21 (gene DNAJC21). NCBI's taxonomy places the organism in Eukaryota, Metazoa, Chordata, Mammalia, Diprotodontia, Vombatidae. The transcript is spliced from 12 exons. The record is from RefSeq and is a predicted model, not a curated record. Gene Ontology annotation, cellular component: cytoplasm. Gene Ontology annotation, molecular function: zinc ion binding; nucleic acid binding. Bases 47 to 1651 code for a protein of 534 amino acids.